AAGUGAACGAAAAGUGAAAGCAGGAAGGAGGAGUGCAUUUAAAAGGAAGGUCCUCGCCCCGGGAUCCAAGCGACAGGGUCCGGAGCUCAGCCGGUUCUGGUCCAGUCAUGGCUCCGAGGGUCCGCGGCAAGCUCUUCCUCAGCAUCCUCUUCCUCCUCCACUGCUGCACAGUUUGUGUCUGUCAGCUUCCGGUCAGCUGCUGCCUGUCCGCCUCCAGCUCCUGCUUGCCUCGUCGGGCCGUGGUGGACUACCGCCUUCAGGUGGCCGGUCAGGGCUGCCACAUCGACGCCGUCAUCUUGGUGUCCAAACGGGGUUUGAAGUUGUGCGUUGCCGGCGAUGCUCCCAAGCUGGAGGAGGUGAUGAAGCACGUGGACGGGCUGAGGGAGACCUGCGGCCGCAACGACUACAAGGGCAAACGCUGCGUCGGAGUGAAGCCCCCCGGCCAGGAUGGCGGUCUCUUCUUUUAA
Messenger RNA from Doryrhamphus excisus (bluestripe pipefish), 467 nucleotides. The record is from RefSeq and is a predicted model, not a curated record. NCBI's taxonomy places the organism in Eukaryota, Metazoa, Chordata, Actinopteri, Syngnathiformes, Syngnathidae.